Messenger RNA from Salvia hispanica, 321 nucleotides. NCBI's taxonomy places the organism in Eukaryota, Viridiplantae, Streptophyta, Magnoliopsida, Lamiales, Lamiaceae. The record is from RefSeq and is a predicted model, not a curated record.
AUGCUAAGGGCCGUGGUGCUCGACCGAGGUGGAAGUUGGGAGACUGCACUACCUUUGAGCGAAUUCGCUUACAACAACAGCUUGCAGUUGCGAAAAUACGUGUUUGAUCCGAAGCAUGUGAUUUGCUACGAGGAAGUUGCUAUAAACCCGGAUCUGAGCUACGAGGAGCAACCUCAGAUGAUCUUGGAUCGAAAGGUCCAAACCUCGAGAAAUAAAUCCACUGCCUUCGUGAAAAUACAAUGGAGAAACCACGGGCCUGAGGAAGCCACGUGGGAGCUUGAGGAUAAGAUGAUGGAACUAUACCCGGAACUCUUUCCAUAA